Molecule: messenger RNA, 7243 nt
Organism: Lates calcarifer (barramundi perch)
Lineage: Eukaryota; Metazoa; Chordata; Actinopteri; Centropomidae
Gene: mipb
Product: major intrinsic protein of lens fiber b
Exons: 6
Coding region: 1742-2533 (263 amino acids)
Biological process (GO): transmembrane transport
Cellular component (GO): plasma membrane
Molecular function (GO): water channel activity
Source: RefSeq, a predicted model, not a curated record
ACUGCACUACUGCACCUCUGCCUUUAUCCAGCUCUCCACACAUGGGGAACAUUCAGGGCUUCGGGUAUACAUCCUCCUGCAACACACACACACACACACAGGCAAACACACACUCUCACACAUUGCAAACCUCUGCCAAGUACCUCCUAGAAGCCCCUGACACAAUCCGCUGUAUUAUGUAAAUUACUGUUGGUUCGCUGCUCGUGGAUCUCUGUUUUUUCCCGCACUUUCAUUUUCAUUGUUUUCCCCUUGCAUUGUUGCCUUUCUCCUUUCCUCACAUCAGCCAGAUUUACUACUUCUUCUUCUUCACCUUUCUCAUGCACCCACUACAUGGCGUUGGCAGUGAAGGCUCUGAGCUCUGAGGCAAUGCCAAGUUCAGGUUUUAGUGUUUGUAAUUGCAGGCCUCAGCAAUGACCACUGCCACCACAAAUAGACAUUUCUCCUCUUAAAGAUAACUAAUUAUCAUCAACAGUGUUUGGUGUUGUAACUUUCUCCAGAGCAAUAAACAGAGGCAGUAAAUGUGAUCCUGAACUCAAGCCAUGGCUUUAGCUUUUAGGCAUAGCAUUUAACACCGUAGAUUUAACACAAUUCUCUGCUAGCUGUUGCUUCUGUGCUUUAGUUUAAUAUGUAUUUUUGUCUUGUCUCUGUCCAUACAUAGCCCACAUGCUUGUUACAGACAAUGGUUUCACAGGGUCAGGCAUUUCAGUGUAUGGGUCAGUUCAGCGCUGUUAGCUUUAGGCACUUCCGUCCGGGGCCCCAACUGUAUUAUCUGCAUGUGUGUAUAUGCAGGCGUGUCUGUAUGUCUGUGUGUCUGUGUGUGUGUACGUGUGUGUGUUGUGUCCAUGUCUUUGUGCAUGCAUGUGUACUUUCUGUCCUUGUCCAUCAGCAUUUGUGUCCCCUGAUUAUGACAGUUAUGAUAUGUCAACAGAUGACAUACGCCCCAAAGAAAAUGUUCUCCUCUCGGCUCCAGCUGCUCUUCGCCGUGGCUGUUCCUCCUAGUCCCCCCCCCCCCCCCCGAAAAUAAGAUGCAAACCUUUCCAGUGGUUUCUUUCUCUUUACCUCCCGUUAAAUGUCUCUCGUGGAUUUCACUCUUUCUCUCUCAUCUGUCUCAGAUACACUGCCUCUUUUGGCCUUGGUUUGCUAUGGGGGGGCGACAGAGGGGUUAAGUUUGUUUGAUUUAGGAUGUCCCGCACUGCUACCCCCCGCCCUUGGCCCUACAGGGGGAUUAUGGCGUCACCUGGGGCCCCUGGGGGGGUAUUAUAAAGCCCCUGACUGGCCCUCUCCCCUCCGUCAGAGAGGCUAAAAGGUCCAACGGACACUCUGUCUAUCCCCGUCUCUACUUUAGAAAUACCCCUGUAGCAUUGAUGCCCACCUCCUCUUGACAACUCAUCCCACCUGAGAUCUCCACCAACACUCCCACAUUAUCUUACACCUAUGUCUUUGCGACAGGUGGACAGAGGUGGCAAGCGAACGCAGCUGAGUUGACUUUAACAACCCAGUUCACGGCUUGGUAAAGACUCGAGUGGAUUCGUCUGUUGACGUUCUGAAAUUCUGUUUUGUCUUUGAACAGACUCUCUAAGUGUUUUUGGUCAGCUGAGUUAGCUGACAACAAAAGGAAGAUCCUUUUUUUGUUAUUUUUGGCAUUUGAAGAGGACUGAAAAGGUACACAUUUACCUUUUCUAGACUCAUCCUGAUUUAAUAUUUUCUUCAUCUGGUGGAGAGCCUCAAGUGAACAGUCACCAUGUGGGAGUUCCGGUCCAUGAAUUUUUGGCGGGCAGUCUUCGCAGAGUUCUUUGGGACCAUGUUCUUCGUAUUUUUCGGCAUGGGCGCUGCCUUGCGCUGGACCACCGGGCCUCACCAUGUCCUUCAUGUGGCCCUGUGCUUCGGGCUGGCAGCUGCCACCCUCAUCCAGUCCAUUGGCCACAUCAGUGGCGGCCACAUCAACCCUGCCGUCACAUUUGCCUACCUUGUUGGCUCUCAGAUGUCUCUUUUCCGUGCCAUUUUCUACAUGGUCGCCCAGUGCCUGGGUGCUGUAGCUGGGGCCGCUGUGCUGUAUGGGGUCACACCCGGUAACAUGAGAGGCAACAUGGCGAUGAACACGCUGCAGCCUGGCAUCAGCCUGGGAAUGGCCACCACUGUGGAGGUUUUCCUCACCAUGCAGCUUGUGGUGUGCAUCUUUGCUGUGACCGAUGAGAGGAGAAACGGACGUCUGGGAUCUGCUGCCCUCUCUAUCGGCUUCUCUGUCACCAUUGGACAUCUCAUGGGGAUGUACUACACCGGUGCUGGAAUGAACCCCGCUCGGUCCUUUGCCCCUGCUGUGCUCUUCAGGAACUUCAUCAACCACUGGGUGUACUGGGUUGGGCCUAUGAUAGGAGGUGCCAUGGGCGCCCUCCUGUAUGAUUUCAUGCUGUUCCCACGCAUGAGAGGUCUGUCUGAGCGCCUGGCCACACUGAAGGGCAGUCGGCCCCCCGAGAGCGAGACCCAGCAGGACACCCGCGGGGAGCCCAUUGAGCUCAAGACGCAAGCCCUAUAAACCGGCCCCUGCCCCCUUCUCCAAUUGGGGCUGAGGGAUGAGGGACAAGGCCCUGAGCUACGCCAACCCCACCUCCACUGCCCCCCCAUCACCCAUGUCUCCACACACCAUCACACAAGACUAACCCAAAUACUCACAUCUAGACUAACACAUAAUAUGAUUCUCCCAGUGCCACUGUAAAAACCGACACACAUACACAUACAGGUUCACAACCUUCAACCUCAACACACAACAAGACUCCUCUAUCCCAAGUCCUCACUCUGUAUUCUGAACUGGACAUUGUGUUUUUGAUAAGUGGUGACCAGAACCUGAACCAGCAGCUGCCUCAUCUCCCCCUCCCACCAUCUCACCCGCCUGCUUCCUCCUCCCAGCCAGGCCUUCAUCUGCGAUACAAAGAAGGAGCGUGGAAAACAUGAAUUCAAGCAUAGAGGUUUGGGGAGGCGGGUGCUAGAAAGAGGGGGAGGCCAUGGGCAGAAUGAGGGUGAGGCAGGGAUGUGGGUAUAAGGGUAAGAGGGCAUGGGGCAGGUGAGGGUGGAGCAGAGGGGUGGGGAUUGGGGUUUGGGUAGGGUAAAGAGGGCAACACUCUGGGUUUGUGGUCGUUUCAAGUUGGGUUAGACCAGUGAAGAUGGGCAUGCUUUACAUUAUUCAUCUGAUUUAUCUCCAUUUAAAUUUUUUUUAGGUUCAUUUUGUUUUCUGCACUUCAGACACAAGACGUGGAUGUAUGAUACCAUUAGAUUUUACCAGGGUUUCACUACUUUCAAUCACUACAUUUUAUCUGUGGGUUUGUGUUUGUGUGUGUGUGGAUACCUCUGCAGUACAUGUGUGUGCGCAAGUGUGUGCGUGAGAGUGAGCGCGUGCAUGUGCGUGUGCCUGCUCGUAUGUAUGAGUGUGUUUGCAAGUGAGUGUGUAUAUGUGUGUAUGUGCGUGAUCAAGAUUGCAGAUACAGUACUUUUUAUUUCGUUUUAUUUUCAUUACCGCUCUCCUGUUUCGUACCAUUGACUGUUUUCAUUUUGUCAUCAAUUUUUAAGACACGAUCAUUUCUCCUCCCCUCACUGUGGUAUUUGCUAUGAUAUUCAUUUUUACAUAAACCAUCUGCUUUUUUUUCUUCUUUUUUUUUUGUUCUGAACCAGCGCAAUCCAAAGGAAAUGUUGUAUCCCAGGCUUUGAUAGUAGGUCUGUUCACUGCAGAUCAGCUGUGCAAGCUUUACAUUGAGUCUCCUUUUAUUAUUUGAUCCUUACUGGGAGCACAAGGCGUUUCAAUAAAAUUUCAAUGAUAAUAAACAUAAAAACUUGAUACAAGGUUCGGGUCAUUUUUGUUCCUUUAACCUUUGCACUUUUGAGGAGUUGUUAAGGGCAUGGAGGUAAGUGUAAGCUGCAAUAAAUAGUUUCUGACCAGAAGAUGGCGAAAAGAGCACAUUACAGACACAUCUAAAAUUAGAAUUAGUUGAGGGAACCUCUGUGAUUAUUGGGUAAGAAUGAAUCAUAAAAGGCAGUAGUUCACAGUAGCAAAGUGCUAUAAUAGAUUAGUUUGGUGUUUGUAGGGAGGAGUUGUUUGGGUAAGACAGGGUCCACCCCACCGAGGACUAUUGCUCCUCUUUGAUAAGAAACGUGGUUAAAACUGACACAUACAUUUAUCUUCCACUGUGUUCUCUUCUUGUACAUCACAGCUGAUAACUAUAGCAUGACUCCACCUCGACCUCAUCUACGGUGGCCUUGAAAUUCAAACCACAAUUUAGCCUAAAUAAACACAGCAGAACUGAUAUACAAAAUCAUCUCACAAUUCACAAAAACAUUUCAGGUUAUAGUUACAAUAAGACAACACUUAUUGUUUGCUGUGAUGUUAGGGAAAGGCCGCUGGAGACCCAGGAAAUUAUUCUCUACGUAAGCGGUGUAACAUGUAUGUACGUCCAUGGAGGGCAAUCACAGGUCCUCAACAUGCCUGCGGUUUGCAUCGUUUACGAUUGCUCAACUCGAUCAAACCGAGAAAUCACGAGAGGCUUUUGUUAAAUACCGAAAGCUGUUGUUGUUGUUGUUGUUGUUGUUGUUAAGGAGGACAGACAAGAAACCGACAAAAACGACGUUCAAACAUGGAUUCCAACCGCAGGUGAAAGUGAGAAGCGGAGUCGGUUAGGCCUCGUCCAUGCAGUCAUGACCUCCUCAAAGGCUGCCACUGUGCUUUAACAUUGUGUCUGUUGACUGGGCUCCUACAAUUAGCCUUGGUUAUCAGAGAGGUCAGCUCAUGUCGGAUACACUGUUUCUAGGAGAGGAUGAAGUCCAGAGAUAUUCAACAAAGACAAACAGAUGGUGCAGAGGUCUUGCUGGAGCUCCAUGAGUCAGCCCAGAACCCAGAGCCAGAGAACAUCACUGAGAAUUUACGUGAUAUAAGUUUGCAAACAUGAGGCACAAGCCAGAGAGAAUGAGUCUGAAGCUGAUGGGUCUGGAGCAUGAGGACUUCCCCUGGGUGCAAAGUGGUCCUUGCCUGCAUUCCUGGUGGCCAUAAAUAAGAAUCUUGUCUGAUGGGAUUGACACUCGAGACGUGUGAGAUAAACAUAUCCUAAGCUUCACUAAAAACAAGCUAAAAUAUUCUCAGUGUAUAAAUUCUUAAUUUCACUUUAAUUUAAAGACAGAAAGCAUUUAAAGCCUGCAUACUUGUUCACUGGUUUCUCCAUUAGGUGUUGUUUUUUAACUGAUAUGUUCCAACAGCCAAGCCUGCAGUCUUCAUCAGAAAUAUUGCUGACGCUUCCUGUCAGCUGAUUUAUGUGGUAACAGGUAGCACAACUAUGUCCACAUAAAUCAGCCGACAGGAAGCUUCAGCAGCACCUCUGAAGACUGUCGGCUUGGCAGUCGAAACAUGUCUGGUAAGGAGCCAUUAUAUUACUUGUGACUCAUGACUGUAUCUUCAUUUUUGCAUAACUGCUUUGAAAAAUUCUGAAAAACAUCCAGUAUUCAAUAUUUUACUCUUUUGUUAAGAUUACACACUUUUUGUAUUUUUAUGUUCAUGAGAGGCUGAAAUGAUACAUCUUUAGUAGUCUAAUAUAUUUGGAUAUUAGAUUUAAUUAAAUUACACUUUUUUAUUAUACCCCUUGCUCCUGACUCUCUGACAGACCCCUACCGCCACAAUCACUGUGAGGCCCUUUACUGCUCCAGGUCCUGGCAACAAACAGGAUUUGAUCCCUUAUACUUUGCACAGUAAGCCACCUUACGGUCUCUGCCAAUCCCACUGCACCACCAGUCCACCUCACAUUUGGAGUAACUUUCAGAGUGCUUUUCAGUCUUCACUUUGGGUGUUUGACUUCAAAAUAAUUACUGCACCUGGUUGGAUUCAAACCUGCAACCUUCACAUUGCUAGGCAAACAUCUAUCAGCCUGAGCUAUUCAGUCAGAUGCUUGUUAGCUUUUUCUUCUAGCCUUUGAGUGUUUGAAAUUGCUCUUGGAAAUUAAAAUUUACUACACCUGGUUAGGCUUGAACCCGCAACGUUCACAUUCCUAACCAAGCAUCUAUCAGCCUAAGCUAUUCAGUCUGAUGCUUGAUAACUUUUCCUUCUAGCCUUUGAGUGUUUGUAAUUGGUCUUGGACUUCAAAAUUUACUGCACUUGGUAAGACUCAAACCUGCAACCUUCACAUCACCAAGCAAGCAUCUAUUAGCCUAAACUAUUCAGUCAGAUGCUUGGUUGCUUUUUCUUCUAGCAUUUGAGUGGUUGCAUUUGGUUCUAGGACUUAAAAAACAAUCAUUGCACCAGGCAAGAAUUGAACCCACAAUCUCCAGACUACUAAGCAGACAUCUUAUCAGUCUUAGCUAUUUAGUCAGAUGUUUGCUGGCUAUUUCUUCAAGGCUUUGACUGUUUGCAUUUGUCCUUAACUCUGUAUCCAAGUUUUUGACUUCAAAAUUCAAUUGUGAACGCACAACCUCUAAACUGAAGAAUAACAUUAUUAAAAACUGUAUAUAUGAUUCAAAGACAAUCAGAAAACAAUAGCAUGUUUUUUCUGUUUUUUUUUUUUUUUUUUUUUAGAAAUAUUCAUUUUAUUUUGCAUAUUUCUUUUAAAUGUGAUGUAUGGCUUGGUUUAUGACUACUAAGGUGGCACCACAGCACCGAGAGACUCCAGUAUUAUCGCUAAAGCAUCUGUCUCUAUUCUGCAGCGGGGGGUGGGGUGGGGGAAGAAAACAAAGAAACAACUCUGACCAGUACAAUGGGUUAGAGAAGGAGCUUGGUCCUUACACUGGCUGUAUACUGCAUCGCUCUAUUUCUCUGUCACUCACACACACACAGAAACAGACACCAAAUACACUCACACAUAUUCAGCAACAACAUAUACUUCUUGACACCUACACCCAAAUACAUUUACUUGAUAUGUAUCGACAGCUAUGUAAUUUAAGUAUCAUAAAACCAAAUCCAGACUCUUGCUCCAAAAGUUACAGGUGAAAAAAUCCUAAUGAAGCAACUGCAGGAAUGUUAUGUGAUGACUUGUGUUUUAAGUGUUAACAAAGUCUGUCUCUGAGUAAUGUUCUAGCAGUAGCAAUAUAAAAACAAUAUACCAGUGUUGUCUACCUUACUCAUGCUUAUCCCUCAUCAUCAUAAUUGCAUAUUCUGAUAAACUGUGAUUAUCACCUUGUAGUAACUUGACAGCGCUAGAUAAACGGAACAAAAGGGAAUACAAUAACCAUUUUGUUCAUUUGAGAUGAGAGACUAAUAAAAAUGACAAACUGAACCAGG